CUGCAUUCGCAGCCGCUUGUGCCAACGUAAAACUGAUAUUCGUGUUUGUUUCUCUGCUAACGUUAAUUAUCUACAUCUUCACCGCGUUCCGGAUUUCGCAAUUAGGUACAAGCGGUCAAUUUUUUAGGCAAAACAGUCCCGCGGAGAUUAUCGGCGAUACCCGGAGAAAACACGCAAACCAAGAGCGGUACAAGUCGAUGCCGAGUGCCGACAGUGAACCCUGCUUCUCCUACGGAACCAACAAAUCGGUGAGCAAGUAUUCUUGCGUGUGCCUAGACGGGUGGAACGGAGACACCUGCUCAGUACCGCAGGUCGUAUGGGAGGACCCUGUUUUUCGAAGUCUGCAUUCCCAAGGCCUCAUCAAACGCCGCCUCAUACCUCGCACAAUAAUUAGUUCCUUUAUGUUCAACCACGAGAUGGACUUGCUGGACAUCAGGAUUCACGUUUUGGGUGACGCAGUGGACUACUAUGUGGUGUGCGAGUCCAGCUAUACUAAUUUCGGCAGUCCCAAGCCGCUCUACCUCAGCUCCAAUCUCUCCGCUGGAUUUCUCUCAGAGCACAGAAACAAGAUCAUCCUCCUGACGAGCGAAACCAAUUACGGCAUGUACAAAGAUCCUUGGGCACCCGAGACUAACAUCCGAAGUCUUCUCUGGCAGGAGGGCCGUCAUCGGUUCAAGAAUCUGCAUGACGACGACCUCUUCAUGAUAGGCGACGCAGACGAAAUUCCCAGCAGGGAGGUGAUGCUCUUCCUCAAGUACCACGACGGUUACGGAGAACCGGUCGCUUUUGGACUCCGGUGGUUCCUCUAUGGCUUCUUCUGGGAGAAUGACAGGCCAGUCAUCGUGACUAGCGUCUGCACCGUGGGUUACCUUCGAGACGUGUACGGAGACGACUCAAACCUUGUGCGAAAAAACAAACCUUUUCGCGUCAUUCAGCCCACUAAAACUAGCACUGGAACAGUAUGGACUCAUUGGACGAUAAAAGGUGUUUCGCCUAAGUAUGCCGGUUGGCACUGCUCCUGGUGUUUCAGUAUCUCGGGUAUUCAGAUCAAACUGGCGUCCUCUCAGAGAGACGACGGAAUUCGCUGGGCAGAUUUUGCCGAAAAGCACGACCCCGAGUACAUUCGUUUUCUCCGGAGGGAAGGUAGAUUCUUCGACGAGAGUCCGCCACUCAGGAAAGCUGACGGCUACCGAGCCGCGCCGGCUUACGUUGUGCAAGAAGUAAAACGCUGGCCAUACUUACUGGACGUCUAGCUUGUGUGGUCGGAAGCCCAAGGUUUGAGAUUCAUUCAUUCAUUGUGUUUUUCUGCAAGCGAAUGUCCCAGUCUGCUCGGCUGAGUUCGUUUUGUCCCCUUUUUUUAAGUUGAACGCCAAGUAUUUAGGGAUCAGGU
Molecule: messenger RNA, 1390 nt
Organism: Ixodes scapularis (black-legged tick)
Lineage: Eukaryota; Metazoa; Arthropoda; Arachnida; Ixodida; Ixodidae
Product: beta-1,4-mannosyl-glycoprotein 4-beta-N-acetylglucosaminyltransferase-like
Exons: 1
Coding region: 198-1253 (351 amino acids)
Biological process (GO): protein N-linked glycosylation; N-acetylglucosamine metabolic process
Cellular component (GO): membrane
Molecular function (GO): beta-1,4-mannosylglycoprotein 4-beta-N-acetylglucosaminyltransferase activity
Source: RefSeq, a predicted model, not a curated record